Meloidogyne enterolobii is the source of this 261-nucleotide messenger RNA. NCBI's taxonomy places the organism in Eukaryota, Metazoa, Nematoda, Chromadorea, Rhabditida, Meloidogynidae. The record is from the annotation of a GenBank genome assembly.
AUGACAAAUCUCACCAAUUUGUUUGGAAAUUUAACUUUUUUAUUUAAUUUGCCUGGCCUAUAUUCAUCCUCAAUUACAAUAUUCUUUAGCUCUAGUUUGGCAUCUUUAGUUGCUUUUUUAAAUCCUAUUGUAACAAUUUUGAGCGUCAAAAAUUACAGACAAAUAGUUUUCCGAUGCAAAAAUAAUUCAACUGUUACUCCUGUUAUUCCGAUGCUGCCGCAGAAUUCAAUAGCAAAUAGAAAUUUAGUACAUUCUAUUUAA